This is a messenger RNA of Owenia fusiformis, 927 nucleotides long. NCBI's taxonomy places the organism in Eukaryota, Metazoa, Annelida, Polychaeta, Sabellida, Oweniidae. The record is from the annotation of a GenBank genome assembly.
AAAAAUUAAAACAUAAUAUCAGUUUAUUUGUUGUGCACAGACAGCUUACCAUAGCAUCGAAUUAAGGUACAACAUUCAUUGCACAAAAUCAUGAGUUCGAAGGAGGAUUAUGAGAGGUAUUUUGUUCCCCAGGACUAUGUCAAAGAAUGGGCAGGUCUUGAUAUGUCGUUCUAUCCUGAUGCAUUACACAGGUUAUUUUCUACAGGUGUAGUAAAAGGUGAUACUUAUCUCGAAUAUGGGGCGGGUCCUGUUUUUCAUUCCGUGGCUGCUGUCUGUCCGUUUGUAAAAGAGAUAACUAUGGCUGAAAUGGUACCCCAAAAUAGGCAUGCGCUAACACGAUGGUUAGAUGAUGAAAAAGAUGUCAUAAACUGGGACGACUAUAUUUGCCGCUAUGUUCGAUUGGAUGCUAAAAGCACUGAAGUAACUGAAGCUAGUAUUGAUAUUAGGAAAACUUUGAUGAGAAGCAAAGUGAAGAACGUCAUUGCCUGUGAUGCUAUUCUUCCCAACCCUUUAACUCCUAUUGAAGCUACAUUCGACGUAGUGGGGACAAGUCUCACAAUAGAAUGCGCUUUGGGAUCGACGUACAGAGAACGUAUCAAAAAUGCAUCCAAUCUGGUCAAAUCUGGCGGAUAUUUUAUUCAGUUCGUAGCAGGAGCUCCGGCGACCGAAUGGCGGUGUGGUAACACUUUCUUUAAAUGUCCAGAGGUGCAGACAUUUGAUGAUUGCCUUGUGGCAUUGAAUGAGGCAGGAUUCAAUGUACUUGAAACAGAUUGCUUGAAGUUGCCACCUUACGAAGAUUACAAGUAUGAUGGAAAAGAAAUGCUUCUCAUCGUCUGUCGCAAAAUAUGAUUUUGUUUUGUAUUGUAGUUUCUUUCCCAAGUGUUAAAAAAGCGGCUGAGGGGAUUAAAGCGUGACUUUUAGUAUGUU